AUGAAGACUGCUUUGAUGGUGGCUGAGAAACCCUCGUUAGCACAAAAUCUGGCUAAUAUUCUCAGCAAUGGAAAAUGUAGUACCAUAAAGGGUUCUAAUGGAGCCUGUUCUGUUCAUGAAUGGAAUGGAACCUUUAAAAAUGAAUCGGUUCGUUUCAAAAUGACUUCCGUUUGUGGGCAUGUGAUGACAUUGGAUUUCACAGGAAGAUAUAAUAAUUGGGACAAAGUGGAUCCUGUAGAGUUAUUUUCUUGCCCUACCGAGAAAAAAGAAGCAACGCCUCGGCUUAAAAUGCCUGCCUUUUUGGCUCAAGAAGCCAGAGGUUGUGACUACCUUAUAUUAUGGCUGGAUUGUGAUAAAGAGGGUGAAAAUAUUUGCUUCGAGGUGAUGAGUUGUGUUCAACCUUAUAUGAAGGGUGAUGUGACUUCACCAUUAGUGACAUUUCGAGCACAUUUUUCUGCCAUUACUGACAAAGAUAUUAAGGCAGCCAUGUUAAAUUUAGUAAGGCCUAAUGAGAAUGAGUCAAGAAGUGUAGAUGCGCGUCAAGAGUUGGACCUGCGUAUAGGAUGCUCUUUCACACGCUUUCAAACGAAAUAUUUCCAAGGCAGGUAUGGUAACCUGGACGCAUCCCUGAUUUCAUAUGGUCCAUGUCAAACUCCAACCCUGGGAUUCUGUGUGCAGCGUCACGACGAUAUUCAGACUUUUAAACCAGAAACCUUCUGGGUUCUGCGUGUGACCGCGAGCACUUCCGAGGGUCGGGAACUGCCAUUGGAGUGGAAGAGAGUGAGAUGUUUUGAGAAAGAAAUUGCAAACAUGUUUCUCCAUUGCAUAAAGGAGAUAAAGGAAGCCACAGUUGUAAACAUCCAAGCAAAGGAGAAGGUGAAAUCCAGACCUGUUGCUUUGAAUACAGUGGAGUUGAUGAGAGUUGCCAGCUCUGGGCUUGGUAUGGGACCGUACCAUGCCAUGCAGAUAGCAGAACGUCUCUACACUCAAGGCUACAUUUCUUACCCCCGUACGGAGACUACGAAUUAUCCAGAGAAUUUUGAUUUGAUGGGAACUCUUCGCCAGCAGCAGGGCUCCAACAAAUGGGGCGCCGAGGUCCGCGCCCUGAUCGCGAACGGCAUCAACAAACCGAAGAAGGGUCGUGACGUCGGUGACCAUCCCCCCAUCACGCCCAUGAGGCAUGCCUCGGAGUCGGAGCUUGAAGGCGAUAUGUGGCGAAUAUACGACUACGUCACUCGUCACUUCAUCGCGACUUUGUCGCGCGACUGCCGCUACACGUGCACCACGAUCACGUUCAACAUCGGCACGGAGACCUUCUCCUAUUCGGGGAACACCCUAGUGGACGCCGGGUACACGGAGAUCAUGCACUGGCAGGCGCUAGGAAAAGAUGAGUUUCUUCCAGUUCUCAACGUGGACGAUGUAUUGAAGGCGCACGACCAUAGACUGGUCGAGUGUCAGACCUCCCCGCCGGAUUACCUCACAGAGUCUGAGGUGAUCACGCUGAUGGAGAAGCACGGUAUAGGCACGGACGCAUCCAUCCCGGUGCACAUAAACAACAUAUGCCAGAGGAACUAUGUAUCUAUUGGCAGCGGUCGACGGCUGGUGCCAACCAAUCUCGGCAUAGUACUCGUCCACGGAUACCAGAAGAUAGACCCAGAAUUGGUUCUGCCUACCAUGCGCUCGGCGGUAGAGGAGCAGUUGAACCUGAUCGCUGCGGGCCGGGUAGAUUUCCACGCGGUGCUGGCCCACACCACGGAGGUGUUCCGCAGGAAGUUCCAGUACUUCGUGCGCUCCAUCGAGGCGAUGGACCACCUGUUCGAGGUGAACUUCUCGUCGCUGAAGGCGAGCGGGAAGGCGCUCUCGCGAUGCGGAAAGUGCAGGAGAUACAUGAGAUACAUUCAGGCGAAACCGGCGCGUCUCCAUUGCUCGCACUGCGACGACACGUACGCGCUGCCCCAGAACGGCACGGUCCGCAUCUACCGCGAGCUGAAGUGCCCGCUCGACGACUUCGAGCUGCUCUCCUGGUCGUCGGGCCACCGCGGCAAGAGCUUCCCACUCUGCCCCUACUGCUACAACCACCCGCCGUUCAGGGACAUGAAGAAGGGCUUCGGUUGCAACUCCUGCACGCACCCUACCUGCCCGUAUGGUGUGAACUCCACCGGGGUGUCGGGUUGUGUGGAGUGCGAGGCGGGCGUUCUGGUGCUUGACCCCUCCGCCCCCAAAUGGAAGCUGGCGUGCAACAGGUGCGACGUGAUCAUCAACAUAUUCGAGGACGCGACGCGCGUGUCCGUGUGCGAGCAGGCGUGCACCACGUGCGGCGCCCAGCUCGUGUGCGUCGAGUACCGCGCCGAGCGCACCCGCCUCCCCGCCGCCCUCACCGAGAUGACCGCCUGCCUCUACUGCGAGCCCAGCUUCUCCGCCCUCGUGGAGAAGCACCGUGCCGUCGCCUCGCGUGCGCAAGGGCCACGCGGUCGCGGCAGCCGUGUUCGCGCCACAAAGGGCCGCAACAAACAGCCCAAGGACAAGAUGGCGCAGCUCGCCGCCUACUUCGUA
Molecule: messenger RNA, 2553 nt
Organism: Iphiclides podalirius (scarce swallowtail)
Lineage: Eukaryota; Metazoa; Arthropoda; Insecta; Lepidoptera; Papilionidae
Source: the annotation of a GenBank genome assembly